Molecule: messenger RNA, 2030 nt
Organism: Drosophila ficusphila
Lineage: Eukaryota; Metazoa; Arthropoda; Insecta; Diptera; Drosophilidae
Product: neprilysin
Exons: 1
Coding region: 21-2030 (669 amino acids)
Biological process (GO): protein processing
Cellular component (GO): plasma membrane
Molecular function (GO): metalloendopeptidase activity
Source: RefSeq, a predicted model, not a curated record
UUUACUCAAAUGUUUGGACCAUGGUCAACGCUCUGUGGACCACGUUAAUAUCGCUUAUUUUGGUCGGAAGUGUAGCGGCCAACGAUCUGUUCUCCCUGCCACCUGCCACGAAUCACAGGGAGGAACUUCUCGAGGAUUAUGGCCGAUUUCUGCUGGCCACCAUGAACAGGAGCAUCGAUCCCUGCGAGAACUUCUACGAAUUCAGCUGCGGCGGUUGGAAAAAGGCGGAAUUGGUUCCGGAACAGGCCAGGAAUACCAGCUUCCUCCACGCAAUCCAGCAGAAGAUCGACGAACAGGUCCUGGGAUUCCUGCAGAAUGCCACUAAACGGGAACUGGAGGAUCUGGGUGUUAAUGGCACCAGAUCGGCGGAGGUUAAAGCCAAGCAAUUCUUCGCCAGUUGUGUGGAAGUGAAAGCCAACUUGUCAUUGGGCUAUCAGUAUUUUCUGGACCUCGAAGAGGAUCGUUUGAAGGACAGCAAUGCCACUUAUGAUUGGAUGUACAUAAACUUUAUGUCAAAGUACGAUAUAUAUCCUCUGCUGCCUUUAAAAGUGCAUUAUAGUACUUCCUCGCGAAAGUUUGAUUUACUUUUGACAAUUCCCACUAAAGUUUUAGCCUCUAUAAAUGAAGAGCAGCUAAAAAACAUGACCAGAGAUUUUGGUUUGGAUACGAGUACAGACAAAGCUAAGCAGUUUUCGGAGAACUUUGCCAACCUCACAGCAUUCGAGAGGAAUUUGAUUUCUUUGGCAAAAGCGCGAAACGAAACAGAGCAAUUAAAUUUUAGGGAUUUCCUGGCGAAACACAAACACGAUCGCUUGAAUUGGACUCGCUUUUUUGAACUGGCCUUCAAUGGCAGUCAAGAAUCACACUGGCCAGUGCUCAAUCAAGUGGAUAACGUCAACGAUUUGGUUUACUUUCUGGAGCAAACGAACCUCGAUACAUUGAGAAGUUAUGUGAAAAUGAGGGAGUUGCUCAAGUUUUAUGGUUUGUGGAAAACUCUAACUAAAAUCGGGGGAGUUCAAAGUGAAUGUCGCUCAUUGUCGGAGACCUAUUUUAAUUUUGCUCUGCUGCCCUGGUUUAUUGGUAAGGUUUUCGAUAAGGAAAGACGUGCUGAUAUCCUGAGGGUUGCCAAGGACAUCAAGGAUACGUUCUAUGAGCUCUUGGAUCAUCAUACUUGGCUGGAUGACGAAACUCGUUCGCAGGCAAAAACCAAGUUGGCUUCAAUGGAUAUUUUAGUUGGCUACACCGAUGAUUUGCAACAUCGCGAGGUGAUUGAUGGAGUCUAUAAUGAUAUCAAUAUGACUGGAAAUUGGUUCGAAAACCUUUGCAUAAUGGAGGGAAGUCGAGCUAGAGUUCGUUUGCGAUCGGUGGAUAAAGCCCUGAUUCCACUUUUAAUGCCAACGAGAACCGUGAAUGCAUAUUAUGCAGAUUUUCUGAACCUGGCUUUUAUCACAAUUGGAAUGGCCCAGUGGCCCUUUUACCAUUACGACUUCCCAGAUGUUCUAAAGUAUGCCGGAGUUGGUAAUAUCAUUGGUCAUGAAAUGGCCCAUGGUUUCGAUUCCUAUUGCUAUCAGUACAAUUAUGAUGGCAAGAAGUCCAACUGGUGGUCUUCAGCUUCCUUGAGGAACUUCAAAGAAAGAUAUCGCUGCUUGGAGUCGCAGUACAAUAAAUUCAUAUUGAUGGGAGUCCAAACCAAUGGCACUUUAACAUCCGGCGAUAAUAUAGCCGAUAAUGUUGGCACCCGAAUGGCAUAUUACGCUUUCAAGCGGAAAACUGGCGACAAGGCUUGGUUGGAAAAACCCCUCAGAGGUGUGAACUUCAACAACAAACAGCUGUUCUUCGUGAAGUUCGCCCAAACCUGGUGCAAUGGAAAGGAUAAUGGCGAGAAGAUCCGGAGACUGAAGACUGAUGUCCACGCCUACGACGAGUUUCGGGUUCAGGGAACCCUCAGCAACAUGCCCGAGUUCAGCGAGGCCUUCAACUGCAAGCUGGGCACCGAGAUGAAUCCCCUCAAAAAGUGCGUGGUCUGGUGA